AUGUCUCUGAGUGUUUAUGAGGAUCUGAUCUACUUUGAGGAGCUGAACAGAGCAGAUCGAGACGAGAUAACGGUGGUUAUAUAUGAGAGUUCAGACUCUGUUAGAGGCCUCGACCCCGACACUGAGGUGGAGGACGCCAACAUGAUGAAGACACAACAAGCAGAUAAAGCAGUUAGAGACGGGUGGAUCUACUUCAGCUCCAGUCUUUACUACGUCUCUACUGAGAGGAAGAGCUGGACUGAGAGCAGAAACGACUGCAGAAAGAGAGGAUCAGACCUGGUGAUCAUCAACAGCAGAGAAGAACAGGUCUUCAUUAACACAUUGAGAAAAGGUCAGCUGGUUUGGAUUGGUCUGAGUGACGGUGAAACAGAGGGGGUCUGGAAAUGGGUGGACGGAUCAGAACUGAUCACUGGGUUCUGGUACCCUGGACAACCCGAUAAUUACGGAGAGGAGGACUGUGUUUUUUACGGCUUUGGGUCUGAUCCUGUGAAGAACUGGGCUGAUUAUCCCUGUAAUCGUGAUUUAAUUUGGAUCUGUGAAAAGAGAAUAUAA
Astyanax mexicanus (Mexican tetra) is the source of this 552-nucleotide messenger RNA. Its product is annotated as CD209 antigen-like protein D. Gene Ontology annotation, molecular function: signaling receptor activity. The transcript has 4 exons. NCBI's taxonomy places the organism in Eukaryota, Metazoa, Chordata, Actinopteri, Characiformes, Acestrorhamphidae. Bases 1 to 552 code for a protein of 183 amino acids. The record is from RefSeq and is a predicted model, not a curated record.